AUGGCAUUGCUGCCCACCGAACCGCCAUGGAAUCGAGCACUGGAAUUGUGCGGUCAUGUUGUCGGGGCCAGAUCUCCCCGCCAAUCGUCAGUUCACGCCUCCAUCCACGACGCAGGGUGUUCGCCCUCCUCGGAGAAUGGCAAUUCUACCGCGGAUGGAGGAUCAGCGCCCGAGUUGCUCGCGACAACGCUUAAAGAUGAAAAAUACAUAGUGGAUACACUAAAAUUAGAACGGGAUUUGGCUAUGACCGCCGGAGCCUCGUACGACGCACACAUACCCUGGGAUCGAGAAGCGGUUCCCCUGCCAGAUGCAUACAACCCUUUGGACUUAGCCCCUGCUCUUAUUAAGGAGGAUUCAAUAAACCACAACACUCCAUGGGUUCACCUAGACCAGGUAGACAACCAUGUUCAUUUCAUCACCAAGGUCCAAAUGAUCAGGCGGCAGCGGCUGAAAGUCCAAGCUCUCAGGAUCCGAGCAAGAGACAAACGGAACUGGAUGAAGCACACGCGAAAUCGCCUGCACAAAGUUUUUCGUGAUUUCUUAAAGGCAAACGAGGCGUUUCACCGUCAAACACACCAUGACAAUACGACGACCAGCUUUCAGGAGAUGGGCUUAACCUUCCAAGAGUUGGAGGCCCAAGAUAUUGAUCUUGACGUAGUGGAGUCGAAUCUAGCCCCUGCGGAAUGGGAGUUGAAAGAGUCCGAGAAAAGGCUUUAUGAGGACCUAUUAGGGCCCUCGGCUUCUGAUGAGGAUGAUUCAGAGGUCGGCAUUCAAAUGACCGAAGCGACUCCUAGCUGGUUCCAUAAGAGACCGAACGAGAAGAAUGUCAAAGUGAGCCUCUUGCCCCCGUAUGAAGCAACUACCCAAGACCGACUAUCGGCAAUGUCAUGCCACAGGCAGGAAGUGAAGGAUAGACUUGUGAGCCUGACAAAAGAGUAUGCCGCGCUUCAAGAAGACGUGCAGAUGAGAGCAGCGGGCGGUCUGACUGUGGACGUGUUGUCACAGGAGGCUCUGAAAGAGCUCCCCGAGCGACGGGCGCAGUUACUGAGAGAGUUGGCCGAUCUGACUGUGGGCUUCAAUACACUAAAUGAUAUGGUGACUGAAGGCCCGGAUCUGAUGUCCAGGGAGGCAGACAUACUAUUUGGGCACGAUCAAUUUGACGACCUGCAACCCGAUGUGAUGACACAACAAUCUCUAACCGAGGAUGAUGAAGUCCUGCAUCUCCAAGCCCAUCACCAAGAGGAACGGAACGGUGAUAUUCUUCCCUUUCUGACUCAGCCGCUUGUGGUCACCUUGUCACAUCCCCAAGUCUUAGAAGAACAACCCUGUGUUCCUCCGUUGACUCAAUACUCAUCUAUCGCUUGGGACCUACGAGGCCGGGACGCGGAAACUCUGUCAGGCUCCGUCUCCAUGUGGAUCCUCGGGUGUGUGCAAUCGUCAUGGUGGUCCCUCAUCCGCUUCGUCUUCAUGAGUGAUCUUAAUGAGAGGUUUUCGACCAAGACUGUUGCAGACUACGUGAGGGCAACGUGGCUUGAGAGCAAUAUCAAUUACAUCCCUCUGACGGAUUUUAGCGAAGACCCGGAGUAUUCGGGAUUUUCAUUCACUCUUGAGGACGAGAUCUUUACUCCUCUAUCGGACGCCACCGACAGUCAGGAGCUUCAAUGGCAGAAUCGUCCACUGAAACGAAGGCGUCCGAGAAGUUCAGAGCUUUCCGACCACGCUUAUCCAAAGGCUGGUUGA
Cladophialophora bantiana CBS 173.52 is the source of this 1740-nucleotide messenger RNA. RefSeq lists its product as uncharacterized. NCBI's taxonomy places the organism in Eukaryota, Fungi, Ascomycota, Eurotiomycetes, Chaetothyriales, Herpotrichiellaceae. The transcript is spliced from 2 exons. The record is from RefSeq and is a predicted model, not a curated record. Bases 1 to 1740 code for a protein of 579 amino acids.